Messenger RNA from Blumeria graminis f. sp. triticale, 504 nucleotides. The record is from the annotation of a GenBank genome assembly. Lineage: Eukaryota; Fungi; Ascomycota; Leotiomycetes; Helotiales; Erysiphaceae.
AUGAUGGCCUGCAAAAUUCAGGCUAAGGACCUAGUGCGCACGCGAAGAUACAUCGAGAGGUUUCAUGCUAUGAAGACUCAACUACAAGCUAUCAGCUUGCGUAUACAGACAGUUCGUACUAAUGAGCAGAUGAUGCAAGCCAUGAAAGGUGCUACAGGGAUCCUUGGGAGUAUGAAUCGCAGCAUGAAUCUUCCAGCUUUACAAAGGAUUGCAAUGGAGUUUGAGAAAGAAAAUGACAUUAUGGAUCAAAGGCAAGAAAUGAUGGAUGAUGCGAUAGACGAUGCUACGGGUCUAGAAGAUGAGGAAGAUGGAGAAGAGAUUGUAGAGCAGAUACUGGAAGAAAUUGGAGUUGAUCUCAAGGAAUCGAUGGGUCAAACACCCCUGGGAAUAGGGUCAGUUUCCGUUCCGGAAACCAAAAUAGCUCAGGCAGUUGGCGAGGGAGCAGGUAAUACCGACUUUGGUGAUGAUGAUCUCCAGGCUAGGCUAGAUAGCUUAAGGCGAUAA